This is a messenger RNA of Plutella xylostella (diamondback moth), 622 nucleotides long. RefSeq lists its product as uncharacterized. The record is from RefSeq and is a predicted model, not a curated record. Lineage: Eukaryota; Metazoa; Arthropoda; Insecta; Lepidoptera; Plutellidae.
AGGAAGCCAUUCCUCUACCAAUCUGUCAGUCAGUCUACUACAAGCGGUGCCCAGUGCUGGUGGUGUGAGGGUGUGAUGAUGUGCAGGUCACGAUGUGGAGGAGCAGACUCACCCAAGUGACGUGGCCUGAAGUGCCAAAAGUUAAAAAGUGCUGCUUUUGCAUCCCAGUGCGGAAAGGGAUCAUUAUAUUUGGAUACAUCAAUUUGACGCUCUCCCUCCUAGCCUUCCCCCUGCUGGUGUUCCUGCUGGUGGAACAGCUCAGCGAGGACUCAGCCCCGGUGCGGGAGCCGGCGCGCCUGCCGCUCACCGUGGCCUGGAUCGCCGUGGACGUCGCCAUGAACCUCGCCCUCAUCGCCAGCGCACAUAAGAAGAACGCGUCUCUCCUCCGCUUGUACCUGGUGGUGGGCGGCGGGUUCCAGCUGCUGACGCUGCUGCUGGACCUGCUGCUGUUCGACCUGGGCGACGUGCUCGAGAACGUGGUGUACUUCUUCUUCUUGAGUCUGAACGUGUACCUCCUGUACUUGGUGUUCUGCACUAUCCACCAGCUGCGCGAGACCUCGGGCGUGCAGUACAUGGCGCAUCGCGACCCGCAGCCUCUGUGACCUGCACACCUGGACUCCUG